AUGGCCGCUCUCGCUUCUCCAUCGCCAAUCCCCAUCUCCUCUUCCGAUUGGGCCGGCAAUGGAAGGGACCUCUACCGACGACCUUCGAAACGGACUCUCACGCGCACGACUUCUGGACAACUUGGAUCAAGGAGAACAUCGCCGCUCGUGCUGAGCGCUCAAGCAGCGUCAAGGACGUUCGAAGAACGUGGUGCAGCAAAGGUUUCGGUUGGUGAUAGCUCUGAUGAGGAGGAUUUAGCGCCAAUCAAAUUGAGUGCUGAGGCGAGGGAGAUACUCGGGGAGGAAGCGAGUCAGGUUUCGACAAGUCCAGGAGCUGGUAAGAUUGAUGAUGAUUCGGCACAGAGGAGAUUGGCUUUGAGACAAGCAGAAAGGUUGGGGCUAGCUGCGAGAGAGGCGGAGAGAUCAAGUGGCAGCCCUUUGCCGAGAGCUGCGCAGCAUGGUUCAGGAAGCAGGCCGCAGGCCGCAGCGCUGGGGAGAGAUGGAUCAUUCUUCUAUAAGAAAAUUGGAGAUCACGGGUCCGGCGGACAGGCGUUAGAUGCGAUUACUCCGGCGCCACAGGUGAGGACAGUACGGAUCAACGGGUCGAGGAGUCAGACGAGGUCACCACCUUCAAGUUCUCCUGCUACACAGACACAGAAUGGCGACUCUCAGACAAAGCAAAGCUCAGAACCGCACGAUCAUGAAAGGUCUGGAGGGCGAAGAUCUGACAUCACCGCCGAGGAUGAGGUUGCGCCUCUUGGUUCAACUACGGUGACAAAAAGUCGUCGAGGAGAGGAACAUGGCCUACCAAGCACAAUGCGCGUAAAGAGGACUGGCAAAAUGACUGGUACAUUCCUUAAUGGUCCGGUGAGAAGAGGUAUGAUCAGGCGGCAGAGUGAGGAGGAAGAUGUACAUCCGCAGAACAAUGACGGGUUUUCUCACGGUAGCCCUGGGCGAUCGCAGGAUGCUGAGGAAAUGGAUCAAGGAACCAUUGGUGAGUCUCGAUCUCGCAGUCCGGCACAUCGAAACGUCGACAUCAAUACACAAGCCAAACAUCACAAUGCUAGUCCUCCUCACCUCCACGUAUUGUUCGCUCCUUCAGCCACUAUUGUACCCAUCCAAGAAAGGGCCGAGCUCAAACACGAGAAGCUCCAUUCCCCAGAGCUAGCUUCACACCAAGUCCCCAAUCCAAUAAGCUAUGGAUCGAAUCAAUCAUCGAGGUCGUCAAGUGUUCGAGCGCAGCACAUAUUCAAGGUGCCUCGGCCACCACAAAUGCCCUCGACUCAUGACCAGGAGAACGAGCCGCCUCCGACGUUCAAGCGGUCAAAGCCUGCGUCAUCUGUUCUAGGAGAAGUCAACAAGGUGGCGGUGUUUGGUGAGAGAAACCACAACAAUGCCACACCAGCAACAAGCUCGCCUCAACGCAAACCACUUGCCCCACGGUCACAGAAUACACCACACAGGGUGGCACCUCCACCUCCUAAGAUGUCAGUUCUUGAAGCAGCCACCUCGAAUGCAGGCUCUACGCGCAGCAAGAAGAAGGUCGCCUGGAGCGUUAAUGGUAAGCUUUUCACUCGCCUCGACUGUAUUGGGAGAGGAGGAUCUAGCCGUGUCUACCGCGUCAUGGCGGAGAACUAUAAGAUGUUUGCUCUGAAGAGGGUAAAUCUGGAAGAAGCUGAUGCAGCAUCAAUUAUUGGCUACAAGGGAGAGAUUGACCUUCUACGUCGGCUUGAAAACGUGGAACGAGUGGUCAGGCUCUUCGACUACGAGAUCAAUGAUGAGAAGGGAGAACUCAAAGUGCUGAUGGAGAUGGGAGAAUCAGACUUCAAUCGCAUGCUCAAUCUGCAGAUCAAGAGCGAGAACGCCAAGUUUGAUCCCAGCUUCACGCGGCACUAUUGGAGGGAGAUGCUCGAAUGUGUGCAAGCUGUUCAUGACUACGGAAUUGUGCACUCGGAUCUCAAGCCGGCGAACUUUCUGGUCGUUCAGGGCAGGCUCAAGAUCAUUGAUUUCGGCAUUGCGAACGCUAUCCAGGAUAAUACCGUGAAUGUCCACCGCGAGAACCAGAUUGGGACACCCAAUUACAUGAGCCCUGAAGCCUUGGUUGACUGCAAUGCUGUCAAUGGAAGAAGAGAUCCGAAGGGCCAGCUGCUCAAGAUCGGCAAGCCCAGCGACGUCUGGAGUUUAGGAUGUAUCCUCUACCAGAUGGUCUAUGGAGCACCUCCAUUCGCACACAUCGCCAAUGCACACCAACGAGUCAUGUCUAUUCCCAAUCCCAAAGUUGCGAUCAACUUCUCAGCCACGGGCGUGGGCGGGGUGCCCGUCCCGUCAGGCCUGCUUAAGAUCCUAAAACGUUGCCUCGAGCGCGAUCAAAGCCUUCGACCUACCAUCCCUGAAAUGCUGAGCACAUCGGAUCCUUUUCUCAACCCGAGGGAGUUGAUGGCAGACCAAGUGGUUAUUGACCAGCCGAUGCUGGGACAGGUGCUACAGAAAGUUGUUCAUUACUGUCGAGCAAAUCCCCGGAACCUGCCGGCUGAUGGCACGUUGAAUGAGUGGGCAGGGACGUUUUUGGAGAGAAUUGGGAGGUUGGAUGAAGGCGGAUGA
Molecule: messenger RNA, 2580 nt
Organism: Endocarpon pusillum Z07020
Lineage: Eukaryota; Fungi; Ascomycota; Eurotiomycetes; Verrucariales; Verrucariaceae
Exons: 1
Coding region: 1-2580 (859 amino acids)
Biological process (GO): protein localization to kinetochore; chromosome segregation; peptidyl-serine phosphorylation
Cellular component (GO): kinetochore; spindle; nucleus
Molecular function (GO): ATP binding; protein serine/threonine/tyrosine kinase activity; protein serine/threonine kinase activity
Source: RefSeq, a predicted model, not a curated record